Molecule: messenger RNA, 859 nt
Organism: Sphaeroforma arctica JP610
Lineage: Eukaryota; Ichthyosporea; Ichthyophonida
Exons: 3
Coding region: 60-326 (88 amino acids)
Molecular function (GO): protein binding
Source: RefSeq, a predicted model, not a curated record
GGCGAUUAACCAUAUGGUUUGAUACCUUACAUGCUUGACUUCGCAGGAGCAAAGCACAUAUGGGUAUCAGGCUGGAAGGCAACUUUAUUGAAAGGAUUAAGAAAGAUCAUCUCGCAAACAAAGCAGGGCUUAAGCGUGGACAUGUGCUCAUCACUAUCAAUAGAAUGAACUGCAUAGGGGAGCCAAAGGAAGUUAUCUACAAGAUGCUGCAGGAAGGUGGUCUGGUGGAGACGAUGGCAGCAGAGGUAUACACAAGCCUGACGCGUAAAUUUAACACAAACACGAUUCUGAAACACUCGUGGAAUAAGUUCCAUAUGGACGCGUGAUGCACAACAUAUUACAAAUGUAUCCGUUAAGUAUCAGUGGCACCGCCUAAACAGACAGUGCCAUAGACGGACAAUGCCAGAGGUCUCAGGCUAGACCUGACAACCUACCGCCACCUCUGCUUCAUCUAAUUGAGGCUGUCUCAAUCAGUUUCUAUAUGAGCACAAAAGUAGCCCCUCCUAUACCAAAGCCGGUGUCAGAAAUAUCAAAUAAUUAAUAGAACAUGCAUAGAUCGACCCAAUUCAUAUGAUUAGCUCGAUGCGAGUCAAAUGUCAAGACGCGUGAUAUUGGUAUCGAGCGCAGGACUUGAGUCAUGCAAGGAUUCGAGAUUUAAUAUAAUCAAAGACGAAAAACGAGAAAUGCGUCCAGAUCUCGAUCAGCUACUAAGCAUGUGAAACCAAUUGGGAUUCGAGCUGUCACAACCGGCCGCCAGUUUACUCGGUUGCAGAUACCGAUAGAACACUGAGCGAUACUGAGAACCUAGGAUCGGUACAUUCCCAUCGAGUAUAAAAGUAAAAAAACAAAUAUCUUCAGA